AUGAGAACAAAGCAACAACAACAACAGCAACAACAAUCUAAUUCAUCGUCAGGUGUAGCUAAUAACCAAAAGAGUUAUGGUUAUACUACUAGAAUCAAAAGUAAUAGUAGUGUUACUAACGGCGGCAACGUUGGUGCUACUCUUACUGAAAGUAGAAUCAUUACCAAUAUUAAUGAAUUAUUACCAGGUUUAAAUGAUAUAAGUGAUGCAUUUGAAGCAUUACCCAUUGAUUUAAUUAGAUAUUUUACAUUAUUGAAAGAAAUUGAUGCUAAAUGUAUUAACACCAUCCCACAAAUUAAUCAUUUAAUCAAUCAAUAUAUUACAAAUCUUCACCAAGAUAAGAAUGUUACCACCACCACCACAACAACAACAAAUGAUGAUAAUACCAUUGAUUUGAAUAAAAAAUUAGAAACUAGACGAUUAAAUUUAAUUAAGAAUAAAAUCAAUGAAGUGAUUCCCUGUUUAGAAGAAAAAAUGCAUGUUACUUCAGUUGCUAGUGAUUUAUUAAAGAAACAUAUGUAUAGAAUCAAUCAAGAUUAUAAAUUGAUUUUAUUAAAUAAUGAAAUCCCUCAAAGUAUUAGAAUUGGUCCAUUAAAUCAUCCAGCAAUGAUUAAUGAUACUCAUACUACAUCAUCAUCAUCAACAACAUCAACAGGGAAUGGAACUGGUGGUGGUGGUGGAACUAACAAUAAUCAUGGUGGUAAUAAUAGUGUACAAAGUCAACGUAGUGAAAGUAGAAGAGAAGCUUUGGCUGCUAGAAAAGCCAACAAGGAAGAUGAUAGAGAGAAUAAUACUGCUACUGGUGGUAGUGGUCGUAAAAAGAAAAAGGAACAAAAUAAUAAUAAUAAUAGUACAGCAAGUGGUGCUGAUGGCAACAAUGGUAGUAAUGGAAAGAAAAGAAACAGAGAUGAUAAAUCAAACAAUACUGGAAGUGGAAAUGAUUUGAAGAAGAAAAAGAAACUGAAUAAUAAUGAUCAAUCAGAUAAUAGAAGAAGAGGUGAAGAUGAAAAUGGUAAAGGUGAUGGUGAAACAAGUUUCAAUAGUGGUAAUGCCAAGAAUGAUCCUCAUGGUAAACUAAAGACAACAACUACAGGAAAUCUUGUUGGUGGUAGUUCAACUACAACAACAGUGUCAUCAUCGUCAACAACUUCUUCUUCAGCAACCACAACAACAACGAGUUCAACCACAACCACGAAAAAUAGUGGGUCAACUGGAGCUAGUACCGCUACUGCUACUGGUGCUAGCGGAGCUAAAGGAUCUUCUUCAUCUUCCUCAGGUAAUAAUGAACCAACGUAUUGUUAUUGUAAUCAAGUUUCAUUUGGGGAAAUGGUGGGAUGUGAUGGUGAUGAUUGUAAACGAGAAUGGUUUCAUUUACCAUGUAUUGGGUUUAAAAACCCACCAAAAGGUAAAUGGUAUUGUGACGAUUGUCUCAAGAAAUUGAAAUAA
Candida albicans SC5314 is the source of this 1446-nucleotide messenger RNA. RefSeq names its product Pho23p (gene PHO23). NCBI's taxonomy places the organism in Eukaryota, Fungi, Ascomycota, Pichiomycetes, Serinales, Debaryomycetaceae. Gene Ontology annotation, cellular component: nucleus; Rpd3L-Expanded complex; Rpd3L complex. Gene Ontology annotation, biological process: regulation of DNA-templated transcription. The record is from RefSeq and is a predicted model, not a curated record. The transcript has a single exon. Bases 1 to 1446 code for a protein of 481 amino acids.